AUGUCGACCCAAAUCACUGAAAAUAAUGACGCUGCAAAAAAGUUAAAACUUUCCAACAGACGUAGCGCGAAUCCUAGCAACAGCAAACCCUCUUUUUAUAGAUUGUUUUGCGUUUUGAAAGUUUCAUAUCAAUUCGAACUAUUUAUCGAAACUGAAAUCCGACAAAUUUACUGUUCUUCCCAAUAUAUAAUGAGAAGAGGCUUUAUUGGAACAGAGGUUUAUGAAGAUUCUUAUGACAGUGACAGUUGUAGUUUGGAUCUAGAUUUAUUGAAUUUGAAGAUAAAUUAUCCUGGUGGUGACUGUAACAAAUUCAGGAACACUGAGAUCUCCAGAAGUAAAUGUGUGAAUAGAGAUAGGGGGGACAAUCCAUCCAUAAGCAGUUCACAGAUUCAGGUAAACCAUCCAUUGGAAAACUACAAAACAGGUCCGCCUCUACUCUUCAGAGCGCCACAAGGGUAUUCCCAAAAUUCUCGACCUUCUUUGGAAACCAUAGUCGACCGGAGCAGGUCCAGUGUCCGGAUUUGCGAAGAAAGGGUUGAAAAGAACGACUUCCUCUAUCCCUCGAAGAAGAAGAGGUCCACUUGUUCCUUUGAUGUUGAAUUCGAGAAACCCGUCUUGAAGCCAAUUUCCAGAUUCACUUAUCGAGGCUCAGAGGAAAUUCGACAGUUUCCUUUCAAGGAGACACCCAGUGGAAACUUGAAAGUGAACUCUGACCAGGUCGUUUACGAAACAGAGAAACUGAGCAUCCUAGUCGCCAAACCAGAAGUGACCAAAGUGAAAAUUCUUGGAACCAGAACCACUCAACAAUCCUCCACAAUGGCUAAGACGGAAGAAGACUGCUCCAAAUGCACCGCCAUAGAUACCAUCAUGAGUCAGGGAGGUCUAACCACCUUGGGAUCGCUGAUAGGCAGUUCGCCAGUGCGGGCAAAUAACGAGGCGGUAGAGUACAAGAGCAAGAGGACCAGCGAGAUCCUGGAUCCAGAAUUGAACCUGGGCAGGUUGGGAUACAGCGGCGGAGACGGCAUCAGCUGGGAAAAGGUGAUGCUGCCGGAAAAGAAGAACCUGUACCUUGAGCUGUAUUCUAGGAUUACAAACUACACAAACGCCGACUGCAAGGUAUACAUCGACAAUGAGGAAUUCAACUGCCAUCUGUUGGUCCUUCAGUGCUACUCAGAACUUUUCGACGAGUACAUAGCCGUCAAGAAGGUGGAACUUCCUUCGGAUAAGUGCAGCGCUAGUUCUUUCGCCUUCAUUUACGAGUGGAUGAUAACUGGGGAGCCAUCAUACAAAGAGCUGAACAGAGACAACGUUCUGGAUAUAUUCAUAUCGGCCAAAUACCUCAAAAUAAAAGACCUCAUGGAACAAUGCUGGGCCUUCAUAGACAACGUGGAAGUCUUCAGCGAAGAUACUGCCUUCUUCCUGUACAUGGACGCCAAAUCCAAAGGCUACGAAGAGGUUCAAGAGCUGAUGCUGCCCAGAAUACAAGGUUUCUUCUUGAUGCUCGUCAGCUCCCAAGACUGGUUGGAGCUACAGGUGGAGGAUGUCAAGAAUUUGCUCCAGUCGAACUACAUCUGCGUGAACUGCGAGAUGGAGGUUUUCAUGUCUGCCGUCCGUUGGUUGAAGCACGACUGGGCGAACAGGGAUAAGUUCAAGUACGAGGUUUUAUCUUGCGUUAGAUUCGGCAACAUUGCUCCCUGGCAGCUCGUGGAUAUAAAGAGGAAUCCGGAAAAUCCAGACUUUAUGGAAUUGGCCAAGGAUCCUGUGAUCUGCAAGAUGAUCGACGACGGACUAGCCUUUGUGAUCAUCAAAUAUUGGUACGGCCAAGAAAACGACGAUUUCCAACAUUGGAACAGCGUGUUGGGGCUUCAGGAGCCCCCAGCGAGGAACUGGAGCGGAUCAGACAAGACCUACUUCACGUACAGGGAGUUCCUCAUCUACCUGGACCAGUACAGGAGAAACCAGCUCAUGGAGAAGAACAAACCGAGGAUGAUGACGGAUAAAAAGCCGCAGGAGCCUAAAGCCUCUCCAGCAGUGACGCCCAAAGAACUGUCCCACGAGAAACUGUCAACUCCCGGGCCCACUAUGGACGAUUUCCUGAAGAAAAAACCCACUACAUUCGGGCCGACAUCCAUAAUAGAGGCACCCGAGGAAGUCGAAGGCGAGGCGACCCGAGGCGAUUCUGACGCAACCCGAGGCGAAUCUAUUCUCAGCCUCCGGAAGAUGACCAAGCUUCGUUAUACCCUAAGGAAAUGGCCAAGGGUUCCCAUGACCGAGAACGAAGCCGCUCUGAUCAUUCAGCAGGCGUUCAAACAGUACAUGAUGAGGAAAAAGAGCUUUUACGGAAUGCUCAGCAACGCACCCAAGGAUAUUAGACUCUUGUUCACUGAUUCGAAGAACGAAUUCUUCAAACUGAACAUGAACCGCAUAAGUAAGAGCGCUCUUGGCCCGGAAAACAAGAUUUACAUCACGGACACCUCACUCUUUUUCGCCGAGAGAGAGUCCAUACUCACCUUCGGAGGACUAGAUCCUCAUGCCAGCUUCGGGACUGGCAGGAACACUGGAAAGGAGAUUUUCAGAUACGUGCCGCAUCAGAACCAGUGGGAACAGGUCGGGGAACUGCCCGAACCUCGGCAACACCACUGCGUAGCCUUCAUGAAGGGCAGGGUUUAUCUUGUAGGUGGAGCUGAUCCAAGGGAUGACGACGUGAGAGGAAAAGCCAUCGUGGUGGACACAGUGUGGAGCUUCGAACCAGUGAAGAGGAGCUGGUUCAGCGAGGGAAGUUUGAACAUACCCAGGAAGAAUUUUGGCCUCAUCGUCCACAGGAACCAUCUUCUGGCCAUCGGUGGCCAGGACAGACAAUACAAAACCCUGGGCUCGGUUGAGAUGUUCGACUCGAAGAAAGGAAAUUGGACCCUGAUGGCUCCUAUGCAGUAUACGAGGACGGGAUUGGCUUGCGCCAAGUACAGGGGUGUUGUUUGGGCCGCAGGAGGCCUCAGCAUCUUGCCGAAAGGAAACAGGAUUUUGGAUGUGGUGGAGAGCUAUAACCUCGAGACGAAUCAGUGGACGGAAAUAACCAGACUGAGGUUUCCCCGUUGUUUCUUCAAGAUGUUCGUCAUUUACGACCGCCUCUAUCUGGUCGGAGGUGCAGGCUUCGAGACCAAGAAAGAUCCGACCACGUCCAGCAUUGGGGCGAUAGACAUGUGGGACGUGAAGAGGCUAAAAUGGGCUCACGCAGCCGAAAUGGUCAUUCCCAGACAUGGACAUUCGGUCUCUUUCAUCGGUACGCAAUUCUUGAUCAUUGGCGGCGUGACGACGAUCUACAUGAGGGCCUUAAAUAACGCGGAAUGUUUCUGCGUUCAGAGAGGGAGAUGGGUUAGAGGAGUUGCCCCUUUACCAUUGCCAAUAUCUGGACAUGCUUCAGUCACUCUACCACCGGCCAUGUUGAUAACACGUUGAUAUUAAGAAGAUUUCCAUUGCAUAUAGGCCCAAAUUGUUCUUUUCUGAUUCCUCUUAUGUAGUUUCGAAUUCCCCU
Messenger RNA from Coccinella septempunctata (seven-spotted ladybird), 3532 nucleotides. RefSeq lists its product as uncharacterized. The coding region runs from base 1 to 3456 and encodes 1151 amino acids. NCBI's taxonomy places the organism in Eukaryota, Metazoa, Arthropoda, Insecta, Coleoptera, Coccinellidae. The record is from RefSeq and is a predicted model, not a curated record. The transcript is spliced from 18 exons. Gene Ontology annotation, molecular function: protein binding.